This is a messenger RNA of Sphaeramia orbicularis (orbiculate cardinalfish), 2548 nucleotides long. It is a transcript of the gene stt3a, whose product is annotated as STT3 oligosaccharyltransferase complex catalytic subunit A. The transcript is spliced from 18 exons. The record is from RefSeq and is a predicted model, not a curated record. The coding region runs from base 86 to 2203 and encodes 705 amino acids. Gene Ontology annotation, cellular component: membrane. Gene Ontology annotation, molecular function: dolichyl-diphosphooligosaccharide-protein glycotransferase activity. Gene Ontology annotation, biological process: post-translational protein modification. NCBI's taxonomy places the organism in Eukaryota, Metazoa, Chordata, Actinopteri, Kurtiformes, Apogonidae.
GUUUAAGUGAAGGUUGUGUGUGAAAAGUGUAUGAGUAACAGGAGCGGAGCGGGUAGUACGGUGAGCUGUCCCUAACCUCGCCAAAAUGACCAAGCUGGGCUUCUUGCGUUUGUCCUAUGAGAAACAGGACACGCUGCUGAAGCUGCUCAUCCUGUCUAUGGCUGCUGUCCUUUCAUUCUCCACCAGACUGUUCUCUGUGUUGAGGUUUGAAAGCGUCAUCCAUGAAUUUGAUCCGUAUUUCAACUACCGUACCACCCGCUUCUUGGCAGAAGAAGGAUUUUAUAAGUUUCAUAACUGGUUCGAUGACAGGGCAUGGUAUCCUCUCGGGAGGAUUAUUGGUGGCACCAUCUAUCCAGGACUGAUGAUCACCUCUGCCGUCCUGUAUCACGUCCUACAUUUUUUUCACAUCACCAUCGACAUCCGUAAUGUUUGUGUGUUCCUGGCUCCCUUGUUUUCCUCUUUUACCGCCAUCGUCACCUACCACUUCACCAAGGAGCUGAAGGAUGCAGGAGCUGGGCUUCUCGCUGCAGCUAUGAUCGCUGUGGUUCCUGGUUACAUCUCCCGUUCAGUUGCUGGUUCUUACGAUAAUGAAGGUAUUGCCAUCUUCUGCAUGCUGUUGACCUACUACAUGUGGAUCAAAGCCGUCAAAUCCGGGUCCGUGUACUGGUCCUCCAUGUGUGCGUUGGCGUACUUCUACAUGGUUUCUUCAUGGGGUGGAUACGUGUUCCUGAUCAACCUCAUCCCCCUCCACGUCCUGGUUCUGAUGCUGACAGGCAGAUUCUCUCACCGCAUCUAUGUGGCGUACUGCACCGUCUACUGCCUCGGCACCAUCCUCUCCAUGCAGAUCUCAUUCGUGGGUUUCCAGCCGGUGCAGUCGUCCGAACACAUGGCGGCCUUCGGGAUGUUUGGCUUGUGUCAGAUUCACGCCUUUGUGGAUUAUCUGCGCAGUAAACUCAACGCCCAGCAGUUUGAGGUGCUGUUCAAGAGCGUCAUCUCCCUGGUGGGCUUCAUCCUGUUGUCGGUGGGAACUGUCCUCAUGCUCACCGGUAAGAUUUCUCCGUGGACCGGCCGUUUCUACUCCCUGCUGGACCCGUCCUACGCCAAGAACAACAUCCCCAUCAUCGCCUCUGUCUCUGAGCACCAGCCCACCACCUGGUCCUCGUACUACUUCGACCUCCAGCUGCUGGUCUUCAUGUUCCCAGUUGGUCUGUAUUACUGCUUCAACAACCUGUCGGAUGCGAGGAUCUUCAUCAUCAUGUACGGAGUCACCAGCAUGUACUUCUCAGCCGUCAUGGUGCGUCUGAUGCUGGUUCUGGCGCCUGUCAUGUGCAUCCUGUCCGGCAUCGGCGUGUCCCAGGUUCUGACCACGUACAUGAAGAACCUGGACGUCAGCCGCCCAGACAAGAAGACCAAGAAGCAGCAGGACUCCACCUACCCCAUCAAAAAUGAGGUCGCCAGUGGAAUGAUCCUGGUCAUGGCGUUCUUCCUCAUCACAUACACCUUCCAUUCCACCUGGGUGACCAGCGAAGCCUACUCCUCCCCCUCCAUCGUCCUUUCAGCUCGCGGAGGCGACGGCAGCCGCAUCAUCUUCGACGACUUCAGAGAGGCUUAUUACUGGCUGCGUCACAAUACCCCUGAGGACGCCAAAGUCAUGUCAUGGUGGGAUUACGGCUACCAGAUCACGGCCAUGGCCAAUCGGACCAUUCUAGUGGACAAUAACACAUGGAACAACACGCACAUAUCCAGAGUUGGUCAGGCCAUGGCGUCGACAGAGGAAAGAGCCUACGAGAUUAUGAGGGAGCUGGAUGUGAGCUACGUCCUGGUCAUCUUUGGAGGCCUGACGGGAUAUUCCUCCGAUGACAUUAACAAGUUUCUGUGGAUGGUCCGAAUCGGAGGAAGCACAGACACAGGAAAACACAUCAAAGAGCACGACUACUACACACCCACCGGCGAGUUCAGAGUGGACCGCGAGGGUUCGCCUGUUCUGCUCAACUGCCUCAUGUACAAGAUGUGUUACUACCGCUUCGGACAGGUCUACACAGAGGCCAAGCGCCCACCUGGUUACGACAGAGUGAGAAAUGCUGAGAUCGGAAACAAAGACUUUGAGCUGGAUGUUUUGGAGGAGGCCUACACGACAGAGCACUGGCUGGUUAGGAUAUACAAGGUCAAAGAUCUGGACAACCGGGGCCUUUCUAGGACAUAAAACCUUCCAAUUGCAGUGAAAAUCACCUUUAUACCGUACAGCACUGAGAGCCUUCCCCUGUGGUCAGCAGAUGCAGAUGAGUGGGAAAAGAAUGCUUUUGUACUUUUGUUUUGGGGAAGAAAAUGCAUCAAAGAGAUUUUGGUUUUUUUGUGGAUGAUUUUUUUUUUUUUUAUUAUUUUGUUAUAACAAAAUGUCUCAUCUGGGAUCAGAGGGAGCUGGUGUCAAAACGUCCAGUCUGGUGUCAGGAAGUGUAACUCACCAUUAAGUGGUUUCAAGAAAGCAGUGUUCAUUUACGAGCGCUUUGGAUUUUUACAAUGUGGUUAAAUAAAAUGGGAUUAAAUGUGA